Messenger RNA from Asterias rubens (European starfish), 8279 nucleotides. RefSeq names its product ELL-associated factor 2-like. The record is from RefSeq and is a predicted model, not a curated record. Gene Ontology annotation, cellular component: super elongation complex. Gene Ontology annotation, molecular function: transcription elongation factor activity. The coding region runs from base 455 to 1342 and encodes 295 amino acids. Gene Ontology annotation, biological process: regulation of transcription elongation by RNA polymerase II; positive regulation of DNA-templated transcription. NCBI's taxonomy places the organism in Eukaryota, Metazoa, Echinodermata, Asteroidea, Forcipulatida, Asteriidae. The transcript has 8 exons.
CAUGCAUUCAGUGUGUGCACACGACAUACGUCCGUCCGUCCGUACACGUAUGUGCCGUGCCUUCAUUUUAACACCCCCACCCAAAACACACUAGCUACUAGCAGAAACGACGCGGGUUCGAAUGGUCGAAGGCUGUACUUUGGUGACAACCAUACGAAAGUGGAAGGGUCACUACAUAGCAAUUUCUACGGUUCACAACUGAUGAAAGUUUGCUAGCAACAUGUACACCCACAAGUUACAACAGCGUGUUUUAUACAAGGAAUGUUUCAUCUGGAAUCAUUGCACAGUAAAACAACAUGAUUUGUGAUUUGCACACAUAAACUAAGUAUAAAUCAUAAACUGUUCUAACCAAUGGACAGCUAGCACAAAAAAAGCACUGUACAUACACAAGUAGACGGUUGACAGUGGUUGAGCAAUUCUAACUAAACUGUUUGGUAGACGGAUAUUGUGUACGAUGGACAAAACCAGCAGCAGUCCCACAGCGCUGUUUGGAACAGAGUCCCACCAGCUGAAACUUGGGAGAAGUUUUGACAGGGACAGACACAGGGCUUUUCACACAGUACGAUAUGAUUUUAAACCAGCAUCGAUAGACCAUACAAAAGAAGCAUUACUAGAGGUCGGUGAAGGUCACGAGGUCAACAUCACGCUACCGAACGUAGAGAGUAAAGGUACUGCAUAUACUAAGUUCAAAGGUUCUAAGAGGCCUCUACAGAAGGACUGUGUACUGAUAUAUGACCACAGGACUGGGGAGUUCACAUUGGAACGACUGACCUGUAAUAUGCAGGUCAAGAAACAAAGGGAAGAAGGCACCAGUAAAGCCCAGCUCUCCAGCCGGCCAUUAUCUAGCCUAGAUCCAAGUAACCUCAGGAACUCACCUAACUUCUUGGGAUCGACAAGCUCCAAAGGCAAGAAGGGUGAACUAUCCACCAUGAGUUCGGCACUCACAACUCCGGACACAGAGCAAGGAGGUGAGAUCUCCCCCCUGCAGCCCUCACCCCUAGCCCCUUCCCCUCACACCCCACCAUCCCAUCAUGUUUCAUCCAACCAUGAGGACACAGACUCGUCUGGUAGCUACUUCACCGAUAGUGAGAGUGAGGAUAACGCUCCUAGUCAGAAGAGUAGUGGGACUGGGAGUAGCUCCAGCGAUGACGAAGAUGGUCAAGAAAUGAGUAGUCAGAUGAUGAAGAAUGGAACGCUCACUUCUACUCACUCCCACCAUGGAAAGUCCAGGAGUCCACCCAUGUCAAAGCUUCUCUCUGUUCAUCAGGACAAUGCACAGUAUAUCCGCAGUCAACUCAGUCGAGAUCUACAGCUGAGUGAGUCGGAUUCAGACAGUGACUAACACAACAAUGUGGAUAGAGACCUUAGCAAGCUGAAAACUCACUUUGGAUGGGUAUUUAUGCAGUCAGUUAUGUUACUAACUCUAACAUCAAAUGAUUUUGAGAUGAACAGUGCUACAAUUAAAUGCCAGCGAUGAUUAUAAACAUGCGCAGAUUUUCCCGAACAGUUAAACAGAGGAUUUUUGGGGGUUGUGUGUGUUUGUGGGUGGUUUAUAUCGCAAGGUGUCAAGUUGAGAAAAGUCAUCAGACGGGUGUUGCUUAACUCGAUGUAUUGUUUUAAGCAGGAGCUUGGGAAUUUCUAGCUAGCUAGGACAAAUAAGGGUGGAAGGGGCUGGAAGCAACAAAUAAAUUCAAACUUUAUCGGGGAUAUUUUUUUGAAACUCCAAUUCCAGACCUUCAUUGCUUUUUCUUACAUAAUCAGAAUUGCGAUAGACUGAAUGGCUGUUGCAAUUGUUUUAAGUGUUCUCAGAACCGAAGUGAGCUUAAAGGGUUUGUGUACUUUUUGUAAGACACUAAACACAAACAUCAACAUAUUUACAUUCAAAUUACAUGGUUCAUAGAUAUGACAGAAAAUCUGCUUAGAUUUAGCGAUGUUUAAGCUUAGCACUGUUAAAGCUUAUCAUCAUUGACAGUUAUAAAAAAAUCAGUUCAAAUUAUUGCUAUGUUCAGUACUUUCCAUUUUGUUUCCUUUAAUACAUUUCUUGUGUAAAUACUCAACCUGUGAAAGUUUCAGAAUACUCAACCUGUGAAAGAUUGCAGCACAUGUUUUUGUUGAAUAUACUGGGGUGAGAAACUUCAGACUUCUAUCUGAACUCAACCUUGUUUAUGUCUGCCUGGCGAGAAAAAAAGUAGUUGAUAAUUUUCUUUAAAUACAAAUGUUUAUUGAUAUUAAAAUAAAUUUUAACCUAAUAACAACCCCACAACUUUACUCUUAAAAUUAAUUUAUUUGGUAAAAUUGGCCCAAACAAGGGUAGUGCAUCUUUAACAAAAUACUUCAUAAUUGGCAAAUUGUCAACUUUCACCUCUGUCAAUGCCUUGGGAACUACUAGUCUGUUCAAUCGUGCUGAGUCUUCCAUGGAUCAACAAAUGCCCUCCUCUUGUCAUUGACUUGUAAAAAUGCCUUGCAAGCCGUGUUUAAAUCUAUGGUUGCUGCCAGUUGAAAGCAACAUAGUUGAGUAUUUUCUGUAAUAUUGUGGAUCUUACAGUGUAGGUAUGUUUUUAGAGGAUGUAGCGCAGAGAAACUUUGUUCAGACGUAGCAUUGGACAUGAAAACUGUGAAAUAUAAGCGUACUAACAUGUGAAUUUCUGAAAGCAGUGUUCUGGUAGUAGCAUUUAGUUGCAAGAUUUGUGCAAUUGUUGAAACCUGUGUGAUUUGUUGGAGUUGCAGCCGACUAUAGUCAACCGAUUCCCAAACACGCAGCAGCCCCUCAGUCCACUUACCUAGUAGACGGGACGCGUAUAAUAUCACACAGUGCAGUCAGAGUGUGGCAAGAACAAUCAGUAUUACUUGAUUAUCAGUCCAGCCCCUCAUCACUCUGCCCGUCGCCGCUUUUAUAGCAUUUGGCCACGUGCACACGUGAUUGCGCUAACCAAUAGCACGCGCUAUGCGGAGUCACUGCUUUUGGGAUUGUUCCAUUCCUCGCACAGGGGCGUUCUACCUCUGUUGCACUAUGCGGAGUCACUGCUUUUGGGAUCGUUCCAUUCCUCGCACAGGGGCGUUCUACCUCUGUUGCGCCACAAAGCGUUCUGACAGGCCUGGAAUGACCCCAUCCAGAUAAGCCGAUAUAUAUUUUAUUAAAAGCAACAGAGUACACAAAAAUAAUCCAACCUUUUUUCUUUAAUACAGGUACGAAAAUAAUACUUACUCUUUAAAUGCUUAAAGAAAAGUAAAACAGCCUCCUCUUUUAUCAAAACUUUACUUUAAAGAACCCUUAUCAAAACUAUACUUUAAAGAACUGUUAUCAAAACUAUAAAUUUCAGGAAGAAUUUCUUUGGCAAUUAAAUAUUCACACACUGAUUAAUAAACUGAUUAGUUACGCGAACGCAAAGACGGUGGAGAACAUCCUUCAAAGGUUCCUAGGUGGCGACUGCGGCUUGCGUGGUCCCACGUUGUUCUGCUGUUGCACUUUCAUGGUUUCCAGAGCUGUCAUGCAGUCUACCAGCACGUCCUGAUAGUACGUACGCUGCCUGGUCUCUUCAUGAAUCAUCACUCCUCUUACAUACGUUAGGGUCUUACUAUGUUCCACGAUGGUGGCCACCUCUGGGCACUGGGGGCGAAGACGCCGGAUGCGGAUGUACUGUUGGUCGGGGCCACUAUUCCCUGAUGGGCCGGAUGGCGGGGUGGUCUUUGGGGCGAUGGGGCGCACUGCCGUUACCGGGGCUCUCACUGGAGAAAAGCGGGGCUGCGAAGUCACCGAUGCCUUGGGGGACGCAGAGCGUGGCCAAGACGCUUCCGGGGCCUUGACGGACGAAGAAGAAGGAGGUUGUGGCUCCUCUUUCGUGGCUUCUACUUGGACCUCCAUCUGCUCUUCGUCUCCCUUAACUCCUCUAUCUAGGCAAGGCAGCGAUGAAACGAUGCUGAGGGCAUCGUCAUCCCAUUCCUCCUCAUCUAAGGAGAUGGGUGGAGUGGCGACACAGCCAGUGGCAUUUUCUAGCGCAGCUGUUGGAGGAAAGGCUUCUUAACCAGCUCGGCCUCCUGAUUCACUUCAUCAGCAGGUGGAUCUUCGUUGCUCUUGACAAAUCUCCGUGCCUCGCGGGGCUUGGCGAUGUCUUGUCCGGGCUCCUCCCUCACCAGGGGUUUCGCUUUAAUCUCCGUGACCUCGUAUACCUUCUCUGAGUGGUCCGUCUUUAAUAAUGGCGCCUCAGAUUAUCUCUUCUUUUAUCCGCCCUCAAUCGGCUCAACACGGACAGGUCCGUCCAAUUCUUCACAUUGUCCUACCUGCAUUUGUCUCUGUUUUAAUAAAACAUAAGUAAAUAAAUGGUUUAUUAAGUUUCUGUUGCCCUGGCAAAACAUUGUACACAUGAUGGCACAGUUUUUUAAUUCUUGUUUGGCAAUCUGGUAGAAGAAGGUGAAGAGCCCCGCCAUCUUGCUGCCAUCAUUUCUGUCUCUCUGUCAUCUACUGCGCCAUCGUGGAAAAACACGAGCCGAUUGAUGCUCAGUAAACAACUGGUUUAUUUAGUUUUUGUUGCCCUGAAUAAGUCUGGCAAAAUAAUGCAUGCAGCCUCUGUGCACGUAGAAUAUUUUAUCUUAUAUAUUUGGAAAUUUAAAAGAUGUAAAAUACCUCCACUUUGGGAAAAAUACCCACAUUGCAUGCACUUUUCAGGUGUUUCGUGCAUAUUUGUUAAUGAAAAAGUGAUGGAUUUUAUCGAUGAAGCUAUAAAAUGAAAUAUUUCUGGGAAGAUCUACGCUUUUUGUCAACAAAUAUUGUACACAUUCCUAUAAUCAGAAGUAGAGGCUUGAAAGUAUUUGCCAAGUUUUUCUUGACUUCUUACUAGUUGGUAAUACUUAGAGUAGUCCUCCUCCGUGCUGCAUCAGUCCAUGCAGGAAGUUUGUACUUACAAUUCUUGGUUGCUCGGAUUAGCCUGACGAUGAUGCCUUCCAAAUUCUUCUCCUUAUCUUUGAAUGGCAUUGGUUUGUGUUUUGGACAACAUUUUUUAUUUGUUUGACACGAAUGAAGCGUGCUCAGAUUGGCUGAUUAAAUUUGUUGGUUACCAGUGCGGUUUGAUCUGUGUUACCAUGGAAUGGCUGUAGCAUUGCAUAUAGAACAAGAAGUUGAUACAGUGACAAAUAUUUUCUAGAAGAUCUGUUUUCUUUUCAUAUUUGUAAAUUUGACAUUGUAAUCAUAAUUAAAGGCUUGACAUUGUUUGUCAAGUUCUUUAAUUCUUAGUAGUUGGUAUUACUUUGAGAUUAGUCCUUCGUUCUCCCAUCCCCAGUCCAUGUCGUAACAGGUGGUCGUAUCGUACAGCAUGCUCUCCUGGUCAGAGUCCAAAAGGGAGUUGUCAUCGGGCAAUCCAUGGCUGACUUUGACCAAUUCUUGUCCCUGGCUGACAUGGCCAAUUCUUGACCCUGGCUGACAUGGCAAACUCUUGUCCCUGGCUAACGUGGCCAAUCCUUGUCCCUGCAUGACGUGGCCAAUUCUUUACCCUGGCAGAUGUGGCCGAUCCUUGACCCUGGCUGACGUGACAGAUCCUUGUCCCUGGCUGACCUGGCUGAUUCUUGACCCUGGCUGACUUCGGCCAAUUUUUGUCCCUGGCUAACGUGGCCAAUCCUUGUCCCUGCAUGACGUGGCCAAUUCUUUACCCUGGCAGAUGUGGCCGAUCCUUGACCCUGGCUGACGUGACAGAUCCUUGUCAUUGGCUGACCUGGCUGAUUCUUGACCCUGGCUGACUUUGGCCAAUUCUUGACCCUGGCUGACGUGGCCAAUCCUUGUCCCUGGCUGGUCUCCAAUGCUGACUAUUAAAACGCCACUCGCUCUCAGGUUUUAAUUGUAUAUUCGAAGGAUUGUACCCUUUCAGAGGCAAAACGGCUAUUGUGUCUUUGUCAAGAAAAUUUAGGCGGUUUACCAGAUUUCCCGCAUUGUUUGGCAUUCUAUUUUAAACAUGCUUUCCUGGUCAGAGUCAAAAAUGGAGCUGUCCUAAGUCGGUUAUGACACCUGAAUUUGAAAUUUCUGUACUCCUUGAAGCACUCACCGACGACAUUGCAAUAAAGUAAGCUGGCCUAGUCAUGAAAACAUUUGAUAAAAAAGUCAGAGUUUGUCACAGGGAUUGAUAGGCUAAUACAAUCAUCAACUCGUUUCGUUUUAUAUUUUCCUUAAGAUUGCUAUAUCUUUACUGAUUUCUUUACUGAUUUCUUAAUAUAAAAGAGCAAACAUGUGAACUGAACUAAUUUUUCUGUAGUUAUAAGUGUAAGAAGGGGGUGGGGGUCAAGUUCCUUGUACUGACGAGUAGUGUUUGGGGGGGGGGUCCGAAGCGAAAGCAAGAUUAGUUGAAAUGGUUGAAGUUCUAUAAUGGCACCCAAGUUUUGCUUCCUCUGUGCUCUUGGUUAAUCUUUUGUUGCAAUUGAAGUGACCUAACCUGCAUUUGUCUCUGUUUUAAUAAAACAUAGAGUCCUCCAAUAGGUAAAUAAAUGGUUUAUUAAGUUUCUGUUGCUCUAUCAAAACAUUGUAAACAUGAUGGCACAGUUUUUUAAUUCUUGUUUGGCAAUCUGGUAGAAGAAGGUGAAGAGCCCCGCCAUCUUGCUGCCAUCAUUUCUGUCUCUCUGUCAUCUACUGCGCCAUCGUGGAAAAACACGAGCCAAUUGAUGCUCAGUAAACAAAUGGUUUAUUUAGUUUUUGUUGCCCUGAAUAAGUCUGGCAAAAUAAUGCAUGCAGCCUCUGUGCACGUAGAAUAUUUUAUCUUAUAUAUUUGGAAAUUUAAAAGAUGUAAAAUACCUCCAUUUCGGGAAAAAUACCCACAUUGCAUGCACUUUUCAGGUGUUUCGUGCAUAUUUGUUAAUGAAAAAGUGAUGGAUUUUAUCGAUGAAGCUAUAAAAUGAAAUAUUUCUGGGAAGAUCUACGCUCUUUGUCAACAAAUAUUGUACACAUUCCUAUAAUCAGAAGUAGAGGCUUGAAAGUAUUUGUCAAGUUUUUCUUGACUUCUUACUAGUUGGUAAUACUUAGAGUAGUCCUCCUCCGUGCUGCAUCAGUCCAUGCAGGAAGUUUGUACUUACAAUUCUUGAUUGCUCGGAUUAGCCUGACGAUGAUGCCUUCCAAAUUCUUCUCCUUAUCGUUGAAUGGCAUUGGUUUGUGUUUUGGACAACAUUUUUUAUUUGUUUGACACGAAUGAAGCGUGCUCAGAUUGGCUGAUUAAAUUUGUUGGUUACCAGUGCGGUUUGAUCUGUGUUACCAUGGAAUGGCUGUAGCAUUGCAUAUAGAACAAGAAGUUGAUACAGUGACAAAUAUUUUCUAGAAGAUCUGUUUUCUUUUCAUAUUUGUAAAUUUGACAUUGUAAUCAUAAUUAAAGGCUUGACAUUGUUUGUCAAGUUCUUUAAUUCUUAGUAGUUGGUAUUACUUUGAGAUUAGUCCUUCGUUCUCCCAUCCCCAGUCCAUGUCAUAACAGGUGGUCGUAUCGUACAGCAUGCUCUCCUGGUCAGAGUCCAAAAGGGAGUUGUCAUCGGGCAAUCCAUGGCUGACUUUGACCAAUUCUUGACCCUGGCUGACAUGGCCAAUUCUUGACCCUGGCUGACAUGGCAAAUUCUUGUCCCUGGCUAACGUGGCCAAUCCUUGUCCCUGCAUGACGUGGCCAAUUCUUUACCCUGGCAGAUUUGGCCAAUCCUUGACCCUGGCUGACGUGACAGAUCCUUGUCAUUGGCUGACCUGGCUGAUUCUUGACCCUGGCUGACUUUGGCCAAUUCUUGACCCUGGCUGACGUGGCCAAUCCUUGUCCCUGGCUGGUCUCCAAUGCUGACUAUUAAAACGCCACUCGCUCUCGGGUUUUAAUUGUAUAUUCGAAGGAUUGUACCCUUUCAGAGGCAAAACGGCUAUUGUGUCUUUGUCAAGCAAAUUUAGGCGGUUAACCAGAUUUCCCGCAUUGUUUGGCAUUCUAUUUAAAACAUGCUUUCCUGGUCAGAGUCAAAAAUGGAGCUGUCCUAAGUCGGUUAUGACACCUGAAUUUGAAAUUUCUGUACUCCUUGAAGCACUCACUGACGACAUUGCAAUAAAGUAAGCUGGCCUAGUCAUGAAAACAUUUGAUAAAAAAGUCAGAGUUUGUCACAGCGAUUGAUAGGCUAAUACAAUCAUCAACUCGUUUCGUUUUAUAUUUUCCUUAAGAUUGCUAUAUCUUUACUGAUUUCUUUACUGAUUUCUUAAUAUAAAAGAGCAGACACGUGAACUGAACUAAUUUUUCUGUAGUUAUAAGUGUAAGAAGGGGGUGGGGGUCAAGUUCCUUGUACUGACGAGUAGU